UCAAAAACAUCAUAAAUCUAAGGCUUGACAAAUUAAUGAACAAUACCUACACACAUAUACCUACCUACUGUUUCAUCAUCGACCUUCACGAAGGUUCUUCUUAUAUCUACCAAUAUAUGGAAUAUACUCAUUUUGAUUCAGUUGUGCUCCGUAAAGAAAGAACUUCUGCCCUACCUACCGCCUAUCGUCAAAACAAAAAGUUGUGGACACCCCGCGCUUCCAAGCAUAAAUAAAGUGUAGCCCAUACAUACCCAUACCCUUAACCUUACCCCUACGUGAGAAGGACGUGUGCAAAAGCGUGUGCAGACGUGUAAAUCGAGAAGCUAAAAGGCAUAAAAAUCACAACAGAUUACAUAUCUACGCCAGAAAAAAGAAGGAAAAAAGAAAAAAAAAGAUCAUUAUCACAUAUCGGAGACAAGAAACGAACUUUAACAUUUCGCUUGCCAGGCGCAUGCUUCGCCUCGGAAGAAGUCAACAUCAUUUUCGCAUUCAACUUCAUGUAUCGCAUACAAUAAUUCAACAUGAGCCAACUUCUGACGUCGCGGCAGGCCGAGGAGCUGUGAGUUGAUCUUAUCUUCAUCACAUUCUCUAGAUGGCUAAUAUUACUCCGCAGGCACAAGUCCAUGAUAGCAUACCUUAACUCAGCGAACCUUCUACACAGUGCCGCGACGUUACGAGAAGAACUUGAUAUCGGUGAAGGCUUCGAUUCUGCCACGAGUAAGAAAUAUGAAGGUUUACUGGAGAAGAAAUGGACAAGUGUGGUGCGGUUACAAAAGAAGGUGGGGAUACGUGAUACCAAGCUCAGCAAGAGUUCUUUACUGAUUAUGGGGAAAUAGAUAAUGGAUCUUGAAUCGAGAAACGCGGCUUUACAAAGUGAAAUCGACAAUGCUACCCCUACGUCUUUAUCAAACCGAAAUACCGAUCCUACAGCUUGGCUACCAAAAUCACCAGCGAGGCAUAACCUUCAAUCGCACAGGGAAGCAAUUACAUGUGUAGCGUUUCAUCCAGUAUUUUCAUCAUUGGCAUCAGGUUCGGAGGAUUGCACAAUCAAAAUUUGGGAUUGGGAGCUUGGAGAAUUAGAACUCACUGUCAAAGGACACACAAGAGCGGUAUUGGAUGUUGAUUUUGGUGGCCCUAGAGGAGGAACAUUGCUGGCAUCAUGCUCCAGUGAUCUUACCAUCAAAUUAUGGGAUCCAAGCGAUCAGUAUAAAAAUAUCCGCACAUUGCCUGGACACGAUCAUUCCGUUUCAGCCGUACGAUUCAUACCUAGUGGAGCAGCUGGAUCACCUUCAUCAGGAAACCUUUUGGUAUCAGCAAGUCGAGACAAAACUCUACGGAUAUGGGAUGUUUCUACAGGAUAUUGUGUCAAAACCGUUCGAGGACAUGCGGAUUGGGUUCGUGAUGUAGCACCUUCUUAUGAUGGUCGAUGGCUUUUAUCCGCUGGAGUGGAUCAGACUGCAAGAAUUUGGGAUGCUUCAACAGGAGAACCAAAGGCAACUUUGUUAGGUCAUGAGAAUACGAUCGAAUGUUGUGUAUUUGCACCACCGGCAAGUUACCCUCAUCUCGCCGCAAUGGCAGGAUUAAAGAAACCACCUGCAGCCAGCAGUUCUGCCGAAUAUAUCGCUACGGGAGCUCGAGACAAGAGUAUUCGAAUAUGGGAUGCUCGUGGUACAUUGAUCAAAACACUAAUUGGUCAUGACAAUUGGAUUAGAGCUCUGGUUUUCCAUCCUGGUGGAAAAUACUUGCUAAGUGUAGCAGAUGAUAGAACAUUGAGGUGUUGGGAUCUUGCUCAGGAAGGAAAAUGUGUAAAGACGAUAAGUGAUGCGCAUGGACAUUUCGUUAGUUGUAUGAGAUGGGCUCCAAGUGUUAUUAAGGAUGCUCCUCUCCUGAAUGGGGAAAAUGGAGUAGGAACUCCAAUCAAGAAUGGGAAUGGGGCUGCAAAGAAGGAGGAUGCAAAAGUAAGCAUCAGGUGUGUUAUUGCGACGGGAUGUGUGGACCAAGUUGUUCGAGUGUUCGCAUCAUGACCACAUGUAGAGCAUGUGCUAUCAAUAGGAGAAUCAUCAAGAGAGUCCUUUGAUAUCGGAGCAGGAGUUGAUGGAGUUCGCUCAUACCAGAAGAAUAAAUUCCUUGCUCCGACUUGGCUAUUGAAGGAAUAUUUCACGAACUUUAUGCUUAAAAUAUGUAUAUUGAGGAGCCGCGUUGGCUUCUCUCAAUUACAAUUCCAUUUAAUAUAAAGAAUAAAUAGCUUCAAAACAGAGAACC
Sclerotinia trifoliorum is the source of this 2262-nucleotide messenger RNA. The record is from the annotation of a GenBank genome assembly. Lineage: Eukaryota; Fungi; Ascomycota; Leotiomycetes; Helotiales; Sclerotiniaceae.